ACUACGUGGAGCUGUCUAAGGUGCUGAAGCUUUCCAGUCAUUUGCCUCUACCAAUACAACACGGAGUUAGAUUGUCCAUUUUCAUUCCCAGCUUUCUCGUUCCUCAUGACUUGGAUAAGGCUAAUAUCAGGAUCGUGAAUAUCUCUGCGUAUCAUGGCCCACGUGAGACGCUUUCGGACAUUAGUUUCGGGAUUUUACUUCUGGGAAGCAGCACUGUUACUCAGUUUGGUUGCAACUAAGGAAACAGAUAGUGCAAGAUCUCGAAGUGCUCCCAUGUCACCUUCUGACUUUCUGGAUAAACUGAUGGGGAGGACAUCAGGUUAUGAUGCAAGAAUCAGACCCAAUUUUAAAGGCCCGCCAGUUAAUGUCACGUGCAACAUAUUCAUAAACAGUUUUGGUUCCAUUGCAGAGACAACCAUGGAUUACAGAGUGAAUAUUUUUCUUCGUCAGAAAUGGAAUGACCCCCGUCUGGCGUACAGUGAAUAUCCUGAUGACUCUUUAGACCUAGACCCUUCCAUGUUGGAUUCUAUUUGGAAACCAGAUUUGUUCUUUGCCAAUGAAAAGGGUGCCAACUUUCAUGAAGUAACUACAGACAACAAAUUAUUAAGAAUUUUCAAGAAUGGGAAUGUUCUUUAUUCAAUAAGAUUGACAUUAACACUUUCCUGUCCAAUGGACCUCAAGAAUUUUCCAAUGGAUGUACAAACAUGUAUAAUGCAGCUGGAAAGCUUUGGGUACACCAUGAAUGACCUCAUUUUUGAAUGGCAAGAUGAAGCACCUGUUCAAGUGGCAGAGGGACUCACUUUGCCUCAGUUUCUGUUGAAAGAAGAGAAAGAUUUAAGAUACUGCACUAAACAUUACAACACAGGAAAGUUCACAUGUAUAGAAGUGCGAUUCCAUCUUGAGCGACAAAUGGGAUACUAUCUCAUCCAGAUGUACAUCCCCAGUCUCCUGAUUGUUAUUCUGUCCUGGGUUUCAUUCUGGAUCAAUAUGGAUGCUGCUCCGGCCAGGGUAGCUUUGGGAAUAACCACUGUGCUUACCAUGACCACACAGAGUUCAGGCUCGCGAGCUUCCUUACCAAAGGUCUCAUAUGUCAAAGCUAUUGACAUUUGGAUGGCAGUAUGCCUCCUUUUUGUGUUUUCAGCCCUUCUGGAAUAUGCAGCUGUAAAUUUUGUAUCAAGACAACACAAAGAGCUUCUGAGAUUUCGAAGAAAGAGAAAGAAUAAAACAGAAGCUUUUGCAUUGGAGAAGUUUUACCGUUUCUCAGACACGGAUGAGGAGGUAAGGGAGAGUCGAUUCAGCUUCACAGCCUAUGGAAUGGGACCGUGUCUGCAAGCAAAAGACGGUGUGACCCCAAAGGGCCCAAACCAUCCUGUCCAGGUGAUGCCGAAAAGCCCUGAUGAAAUGAGGAAGGUCUUUAUCGACCGAGCCAAGAAGAUUGAUACCAUUUCCCGAGCCUGCUUCCCACUAGCUUUUCUGAUUUUUAAUAUUUUCUACUGGGUUAUCUAUAAAAUUCUUAGGCAUGAAGAUAUUCAUCAACAACAAGAUUAAAUCUCUGAGGGCAUGCACUUGCAAACCCUUUGAAAGAAUUCUUUGCCAUAGGGGUGUGUGUGCCUGUGUGUCUGAGCCUGCGUGUAGAAUACGAGUGACGGCCUUAGAGUAACAAGAGAAUACAGGAAGGUGUUAUUACGAUUGCUAUGCAACGCCACGAGGCAGGUGAGAUUCUCUGAAUGGCUACAAAAUAGAUGUAUUAUAAGAAUUUUAUUUCAUAUAAAUAUAAAUGAUCUGCUCUUUCACAGUAAAUCAUGUAAGUGAGAGUAUCUCUGCCAACAUGUGUCCGUAUGUUACAUAAUAUCACAUAAUUGUAUAUGUGAAAAUGGAUCGGAAUCUCAUUAAUUCAAUGACAUUAAAUCUUAUAGAGUAAAUUUUGCACAAUAAAC
Condylura cristata (star-nosed mole) is the source of this 1937-nucleotide messenger RNA. RefSeq names its product glycine receptor, alpha 3 (gene GLRA3). The record is from RefSeq and is a predicted model, not a curated record. Gene Ontology annotation, molecular function: transmembrane signaling receptor activity; glycine binding; transmitter-gated monoatomic ion channel activity. NCBI's taxonomy places the organism in Eukaryota, Metazoa, Chordata, Mammalia, Eulipotyphla, Talpidae. Gene Ontology annotation, biological process: regulation of membrane potential; chemical synaptic transmission; chloride transmembrane transport. The coding region runs from base 154 to 1548 and encodes 464 amino acids. Gene Ontology annotation, cellular component: neuron projection; plasma membrane; postsynaptic membrane. The transcript is spliced from 10 exons.